Messenger RNA from Phascolarctos cinereus (koala), 1233 nucleotides. Its product is annotated as regucalcin-like. Gene Ontology annotation, molecular function: enzyme regulator activity; gluconolactonase activity; calcium ion binding. The record is from RefSeq and is a predicted model, not a curated record. NCBI's taxonomy places the organism in Eukaryota, Metazoa, Chordata, Mammalia, Diprotodontia, Phascolarctidae. Gene Ontology annotation, biological process: L-ascorbic acid biosynthetic process.
AAAUAACCUGGGCACAGUGAUUUACUUCUUUAUUGCCAAGUUCUUAGCAAUAGCUGAGCUACCAGCUUAACAAGAACAGAAGACACUAUCCUUUCUCUCUUUUUUUUUCCUGGAUAGUUUUAUGGACACAGCAGGGGCCACCAUGCCAGCUCCCAAGACAUCUGCUUCUUCAGGCAAUGUCUUCUGUUAAGAUAGAGACUGUCAUAAAGGAAAAGAACCGGAUGGGAGAGUGUCCUGUGUGGGACGAAAAAACUGGUCACCUUGUUUUUGUGGAUAUCAACGCUCAGAAAGUUUGCAGAUGGAACCCGAUCACUGGGGAAGUACAGAGUGUGACCCUGGAUGCCCGGGUAGGAUGUGUGGCUCUCCGAGAGUGUGGGGACUAUGUUGUAGCCCUUGGAACACGGUUUGGCCUCUUGAACUGGGAAGACCAAUCAGUGACAACUGUUUCUUACCUCGAACAGGAUAAACCAAACAACAGGUUCAAUGAUGGCAAAGUAGACCCUGCUGGAAGAUUUGUGGCUGGUACAAUGGCUGAGGAAUCUAGCCCAGGAGUAUGGGAGAAACAACAAGGGUCUCUCUAUACUCUCUAUUCGGAUUGCUCUGUGAUGAAGCAGUUGGGCCAGCUGAGCAUCUGCAAUGGAUUGGACUGGUCUCUGGAUCACCAAGUGUUCUACCACAUUGAUAGCCUGACAUAUGCUGUGCAUGCCUUUGACUAUGAUCUACCGUCAGGGAAGAUCGACAAUAGAAGACUUAUCUAUAAGCUGGAAGAGGAAGAAAGCAUGCCUGAUGGUAUGUGCAUUGACACUGAAGGGAAGCUGUGGGUGGCCUGCAUUGAUGCUGGAAGAAUAAUACGUUUGGACCCCGAGACAGGAAAAAGACUGCAGACAGUGAAGAUGCCCACUCCUAGGAUAACAUCCUGCUGCUUUGGUGGAAAGGACUACUCUGAACUCUACGUCACUUCAGCCUCUGAUGGCUUGAGCCAAGAAGAACUGACAAGAGAACCUCAUGCAGGACAGAUUUUCAAGGUAACUGGCCUGGGUGUGAAAGGAAUCCCUCAGUAUUCCUUUGCAGGUUGAACACCCACAGGUCACAAAAACUUCACAAAGAAGUCUUCCCCACUCCAGAGGAUUGGAACCUGUCACACAGUCCUCUGUGGUACUUUGUUCUGGACUUGUAUUCUGCCUCUCUCAUGGCUCCUUAACAGACUUAGACAAUAAAGAUAUAUACAUUACA